AUGCUGUUCAGUACUAUAUACGCGGGGCUUCUGCUGCCUAUUGUUGCGGCCAAGGUGUCAUAUGAUGGCUGGAAAGCCUUCUCCAUCACCGCCCGCCCGUCCGACAAGGAUAUUACCAGCCUCCUCAAAGGCAUCGAUCACGUCUCGCUGAGCUGCGGGCAAAAUCACGACGUUUUUGAGGUCGCCAUUCCUCCUGCAAAACUUGAUGCCUUCAAACGUCUUGGCCUGAAAACCGCCGUUGUCAGCGACAACUUGGGCGCUGAGAUCGCACAGGAAGGGAGCUUUGGGCUAUACAAGGCUACCACCAAACUUCCUGGCGAUAAGGCGAAGCUACCUGAUAAAUCUUACUUCAAGUCCUACCAUAGCUUCGAGCAGCACCAACAGUUUCUCUCCGAUUUGCAAGCCUCGUUCCCCGAGAACUCUGAGGUCUUCACAGCCGGUAGGACCGUACAGAACAGAGAGAUCCAAGGCAUUCACCUCUGGGGCAAAGGCGAUAAGGGAAGAAACCCUGCCAUUGUUUGGCAUGCGAACUCUCACGCGCGCGAGUGGAUCAGCGGAAUGACCGUCGAGUACAUGGCGUGGAAGCUUGUCCAAGGUUACCAGAAUAAGGAUCGCCUUGUUCGAGAUACACUCAACAACUACGACAUCUACAUCAUUCCGAUCGCGAAUCCUGACGGCUUCGUUUAUACCAUAACCGACGACCGGUUGUGGCGAAAGAACCGUCAGAAGCGAGCUGGUAAGAAAUGCAUUGGCACCGAUCUCAACCGAAACUGGCCUCAUGAGUGGGAUAUCCCCGGGGGUUCCUCCACUGAUAAUUGCAACGAGACAUAUCGCGGCAUGAAGGCUGGCGAUACUCCCGAAAACAAGGCUCUGGUCAAGCAUACCAAGUCAGUUGCGCAGAAGAAUGGCAUCAAGUCUUACAUCGACUUUCACUCUUUCAGCCAGUUAAUUCUCCUGCCGUAUGGCUACACUUGCGACGCCAACAUCACCGAUAUCAACGAACAGAUGGAUCUUGCUGGCGGCGUUGCAGAUGCUAUCAAGCAGGUCAACGACUUGGAUUUUUACUGCGGUCCAACUUGUCAGACCAUCUAUCAGACUUCAGGUGGAAGCAGUGACUGGGUUUAUGAUGUUGCUGGGGCAGAGCUUGCUUGGGGAAUGGAACUUCGGCCCCAGAGGCUGAGGGGCAAUGGGUUUGUUCUUCCACCGAAGCAGAUUGUUGAGUCUGGUGAGGAGAUCUGGGCUGGAAUGAGGUAUCUCUUUGAGAAUUUCUGA
Molecule: messenger RNA, 1272 nt
Organism: Fusarium verticillioides 7600
Lineage: Eukaryota; Fungi; Ascomycota; Sordariomycetes; Hypocreales; Nectriaceae
Exons: 4
Coding region: 1-1272 (423 amino acids)
Biological process (GO): proteolysis
Molecular function (GO): zinc ion binding; metallocarboxypeptidase activity
Source: RefSeq, a predicted model, not a curated record